Messenger RNA from Coregonus sp. 'balchen', 11754 nucleotides. The record is from the annotation of a GenBank genome assembly. Lineage: Eukaryota; Metazoa; Chordata; Actinopteri; Salmoniformes; Salmonidae.
AUGGUGGAGUACCUCUAUAAGCAUCCAGAUAAACACAUCAGCAUUAAAGGAAUAAGCAGAGCCACUGGGAUGUGUCCACAUGACAUUGCUGCUACUCUCCAGAACCUCCGCAUGAUUGACAGACAGGACGGCAGGUCAGUCUUAACUCACACAGUCGCUCUGUGUGUGUGUGUGUGUGUGUGUGUGUGUGUGUGUGUGUGUGUGUGUGUGUGUGUGUGUGUGUGUGUGUGUGUGUGUGUGUGUGUGUGUGUGUGUGUGUGUGUGUGUGUGUGUGUGUGUGUGUGUGUGUGUGUGUGUGUGUGUGUGUGUGUGUGUGUGUGUGUGUGUGUGUGUGUGUGUGUGUGUGUGUGUGUGUGUGUGUGUGUGUGUGUGUGUGUGUGUGUGUGUGUGUGUGUGUGUGUGUGUGUGUGUGUGUGUGUGUGUGUGUGUGUGUGUGUGCGUGCGUGCGUGCGUGCGUGCGUGCGUGUCUGUGUGUCUGUGCAUGCGUGCGUGUGUGUAUGCGUGCGUGUUCCCUCCUUCCUGACAGCCAGGCUACUGGGUGUUUUGAACAUGUUAUCCAUUAAUGCAGCAGAAUGUUGAGGCAGGUUAAGUGACAGACUGACAGAAGAGCCCCUGCUGCUAUUCCAUCCUGAGAAUCCUCUUUCAGCUUUAUUAACUUACACUACGCCAUGCAUCAUGUGGAUUCAUUCUUAUACAGAUGGUCUUUUUGUUAUUGGUUUACUGUUUAAGCACUUUGACAGUACUCACUGACAAUUGCUAAUGUAAAAAGGGCUUUAUAAAAAUAUUUGAUUGUUUGAUUAAUUGCUGUAUGAUUUCUGUCUAGGUAUGUAGUGAUCAGAACGGAUUGAUUGAUUGAUCUUGUUGAUUUAUUACUCUAGGUUUGUGGUAAUCAGAAUGAAUUGAUUGAUCUUGUUGAUUAUUGCUCUCUAGGUUUGUUGUGAUCAGAAUAUAUUCAGUGUUUCCCCUAUAUUCAUUUAGCAGAGGCGGGCCACUCCAGAUUAUAUGAUUUUAAAUAAAUCUAUUAAAUACAUUUUAAAGAAUCGGGAUGGUAAAACCUUUUCAGUGUAAACUUAAACGAUUAAAAACAGAUAUUCGGUUCGCCAAACCGUUCGGACGCUACAGACGAUUUUGUGAGAAGACCGAUCUUCGGGAUGUUUCAUGGUCUGACAACUCUGUCACCUUUCACCUUUCACCUUUCACCUUUCACCGCAGAUUCAAAAGUGCAACAUGCGGUGGAUUGAGGUGCUUGCAAAAGUAUUAACCCCCCUUGGCAUUUUUCCUAUUUUGUUGCCUUACAACCUGGAAUUAAAAUUGAUUUUUUUGGGGGUUUGUAUCAUUUGAUUUACACAACAUGCCUACCACUUUGAAGAUGCAAAAUAUGUUUAAUUGUGAAACAAACAAGAAAUAAGACCAAAAAAAAACAGAACUUGAGCGUGCAUAACUAUUCACCCCCUCCAAAGUCAAUACUUUGUAGAGCUACCUUUUGCAGCAAUUACAGCUGCAAGUCUCUUGGGGUAUGUCUCUAUAAGCUUGGCACAUCUAGCCACUGGGAUUUUUGCCCAUUCUUCAAGGCAAAACUGCUCCAGCUCCUUCAAGUUGGAUGGGUUCCGCUGGUGUACAUCAAUCUUUAAGUCAUACCACAGAUUCUCAAUUGGAUUGAGGUCUGGGCUUUGACUAGGCCAUUCCAAGACAUUUGCUUAGGGUUUCUUUAAAGUCUCACUGCCUCCUUCUCACAAAUGAUCCCCAAAAAAUAAAUAAAGUUGGUUCAACACAGUGGCGGGUCAUUUUGACCCUAGGACAACGGGAGGGUUAAAGUAGUCAAAAGUGUAAUAUUUGGUCCCAUAUUCCUAGCACGCAAUGAUUACAUCAAGCUUGUGACUCUACAGAUUUGUUGGAUGCAUUUGUUUGUUUUGGUUGAGUUUCAGAUUAUUUUUUGCCCAAUAGAAAUGAAUGGUAAAUAAUGUAUUGUGUCAUUUUGGAGUCACAUUUAUUGUAAAUAAGAAUAUAAUAUGUUCCUAAACACUUUUACAUUAAUGUGGAUGCUACCAUGAUUACGGAUAAUCCUGAAUGAAUCGUGAGAAAGUUACUGACGCACAAAUAUCAUACCCCCCCCCAAAAAAAAUUAUGCUAACCUCCCUUGUUAUUGUAAUGGAGAGAGGUUAGCAUGUCCUGGGGGUAUGGUAUUUGUGCGUAUGUACAGUGCAUUCGGAAAGUAUAACCCAUAAUGACAAAGCAAAAACAGAUUUUUAGAAAUGUUUGCUAAUUUAUAAAACAAAAAACAGAAAUGUUACAUUUACGUAAGUAUUCAGACCCUUUACUCAAUACUUUGUUGAAUAACCUUUGACAGCGAUUACAGCCUUGAGUUUUCUUGGGUAUGACGCUACAAGCUUGGCACACCUGUAUUUGGGGAGUUUCUCCCAUUCUUCUCUGCAGAUCCUCUCAAGCUCUGUCAGGUUGGAUGGGGAGUGUCGCUGCACAGCUAUUUUCAGGUCUCUCCAGAGAUGUUAGAUCGGGUUCAAGUCUAGGCUCUGGCUGGGCAGGGGCGCAUGGGUGAGCCAGGCCCACCCAUGGCUGUGCCCCUGCCUAGUAAUGUGAAAUCUAUAGUUUAGGGACUAAUUAAUUUAUUUAAAUUGACUGAUUUCCUUAUGAACUGUAACUCAGCAGAAUCUUAGAAAUUGUUGCAUGUUGCGUUUAUAUUUUUGUUCAGUAUAGUUCUAGACUUGAUUCCUCCUGUGAAUGAUUUGAAUUCUCUGUAGAGAAACGGUGCUUUGGGCUCACAUAAAAAAAUUGAACUAAAUGGAAUUCAAGUAAUUAAACCGGAGUCUGUGAAUUAGUUGUUUAAUAACCCCCCCCCAAAAAAAAACGACAUGUCGGUUAAUCGCUCAGCGCUAUUUAAAACUGCAAAUCUUCUCUCAGCCCCAUGGCAAAAUGUAUAGAAUUACAGGAAAUUAGCUUUAACUGCCUGAAGUUGAUGUCCAUGCCCCCGCGGAAAAUCAAUUAGCAUAAUAAAAAAAUCCCCAUAUAACUCUCUCCCACUUAUGUCGCACUUCCGCAUCUGAGGGGAAAGGUGACGGAGCUAGAGCAAUGUUAGUCAGACCAUGAGACAUCCCGAAAAAUCUGUUUGUCACAGAACCAGCUGUAGCGUCCGAACGGUUUAUUAUGACCCCUCUGUGUAAAGGUGAGACUUUCACGAACUCGUACAGGCCUCACAAGACUUGUCUGAAAGUCCCCCGGUACCAGUUAAAAAACAUUAAUGGAAGUAUAUAUGGAGAAUGUUUAGUGACGACAAUAAGGGGUUAAAUAUAUGUAAACAAACAAAUGUUUCCUGAUCUUUUUUAUAUUUCUCAGAUAUAGAACAGACACUUGAGAACAAACUUCCUUUUUUUUUGGAGGGGAGAAAAUAUCUGUUAUCCAUGUAGGGAAUCUGUUAUCCAUGUAGGGAAUCUGUUAUCCAUGUAGGGAAUCUGUUAUCCAUGUAGGGAAUCUGUUAUCCAUGUAGGGAAUCUGUUAUCCAUGUAGGGAAUUUAUUGAUCUUGUUGAUUAUUACUCUAGGAUUUCGGUGAUCAAAAUAUAUUGAUUGAUCUUGUUUCUGAUUUGCUCUUUUCUAGGUUUGUGGUGAUCCGAAGAGAGCGGUUGAUCCAGAGACACAUGGCGAAGCUGCGAGCCAGCCCCAGGCUGAACCAGGUGGACCGUGACGCCCUGCACUGGACCCCAGCUGUGGCCCUCAACUCUGUCCUGUCUGAGGAGGAGAGAGAGGCUGAGAUGGAUGUAAGUCUCUCACACACACACACACACACACACAGUGUUAUUCAACUUUCGUCCUGGAGAGCCAAUGGGUAUGCAGAUUUUUUGUUCCAGCCUAUCACUAAACACACCCGAGUCAAAUAAUCAACUUCAGUCUGGACUCUAGAUCAUGAUUAGGUAAAUCAGGUGUGUUUUUGUGCUGGGCUGGUACAAAAGCCUGCACACACAGUAGCUAGCUCUCCAGGACCUCUGCUGUAGUGUUAUAGACUUGGUAUGUGUCAGUGUCUUCAGCCGAGGCUGUGUGAUCUUUCAACACACCCACAGUCUGUUAAAUGGAUUGUUUGGUUAGCUUUAAGAGUUCAAACCAAGGCCAGUAAUGGGCAAAGCAUGUUCACUGUCACUAGGAAUUUAAUGUGGUGCAAAAUUGCCCCAAAUCAGUUCACUACAUAAUUAAUAGUACUAAAUAUGCCAUGAAAUGCAAUCUCUCCAUGGUUGCUUAACAGCGAACGCUUCCUCUGCUUUGACACGCACGCACGCACACACAAACAAACAUCCAAUCAACAAGAAGAGGCAGUCUAGUCUCGUUAUCAUGAGAACCUGUGGUGAUUCAAAUGUCAUGAUGUUAAUUCAAAUUGUGUGUGUUCAGGUUGUAUUUGUCACAUGUACCAGUACAGCGAAAUGCUUAACUUACCCUACCCAACAGUGCAGCAUUCAAUAUCAAAAAAGUAUCACUAAUAAUACAAUAAAAAUAAAAACAUGAGAAAUCAGAAAUAAGAAGUGGGAGCUGUACACUGAGUGUACAAAACAUUAGGAACACCUUCCUAAUAUUGAGCUGCACCCCCCCUUUUGCCCUCAGAACAGCCUCAAUUCGUCGGGGAAUGGACUCUACAAGGUGUCAAGCGUUCCACAGGGAUGCUGGCCUAUUUUGCUCCAAUGCUUCCCACAGUUGUGUCAAGUUGGCUGGAUGUCCUUUGGGUGGUGGACCAUUCUUGAGACACACGGGAAACUGUUGAGCGUGAAAAACCCAGCAGCGUUGCAGUUCUUGACACAAACCGGUGCGCCUGGCACCUACUACCAUACCCCGUUCAAAGGCACUUAAAUAUUUUGUCUUGCCCAUUCACCCUCUGAAUGGCACACAUACACAAUCCAUGUCUCAACUGUCUCGAAGCUUAAAAAUCAUUUUUAAACCUGUCUCCUCCCCUUCAUCUACACUGAUUGAAGUGGAUUUAACAAGUGACAUCAAUAAGUGAUCAUAGUUUUCACCUGGUCAGUCUGUCAUGGAAAGAGCAGGUGUUCCUAAUGUUUUGUACACUCACAGGGUAAAUGUUCAAUGUGCAGGGAUACUGGAGUAUUUGAGAUGGAUAUGUACAUGUAGGCAGGGAUUAGGAGAAAGUGACUGGUAGCAGGAUUAAUAAUAAUAAUAAUAAUAAUAAUAAUAGUAAACAGUGUAGAUAAAUUGUGUGUGUCAAAUAAUCAACGAAUAAUGUGCUGUGGAGACUUGUGGAGCAGGCAGACUGACCCUUGUGCUAUAGUCAGUGGUCAUGGUUAGAGCAGGCAGACUGACCCUUGUGCUAUAGUCAGUGGUCAUGGUUAGAGCAGGCAGACUGACCCUUGUGCUAUAGUCAGUGGUCAUGGUUAAAGCAGGCAGACUGACCCUUGUGCUAUAGUCAGUGGUCAUGGUUAGAGCAGGCAGACUGACCCUUGUUCUAUAGUCAGUGGUCAUGGUUAAAGCAGGCAGACUGACCCUUGUGCUAUAGUCAGUGGUCAUGGUUAGAGCAGGCAGACUGACCCUUGUGCUAUAGUCAGUGGUCAUGGUUAAAGCAGGCAGACUGACCCUUGUGCUAUAGUCAGUGGUCAUGGUUAGAGCAGGCAGACUGACCCUUGUGCUAUAGUCAGUGGUCAUGGUUAGAGCAGGCAGACUGACCCUUGUGCUAUAGUCAGUGGUCAUGGUUAAAGCAGGCAGACUGACCCUUGUGCUAUAGUCAGUGGUCAUGGUUAAAGCAGGCAGACUGACCCUUGUGCUAUAGUCAGUGAUCAUGGUUAAAGCAGGCAGACUGACCCUUGUGCUAUAGUCAGUGAUCAUGGUUAAAGCAGGCAGACUGACCCUUGUGCUAUAGUCAGUGGUCAUGGUUAGAGCAGGCAGACUGACCCUUGUGCUAUAGUCAGUGGUCAUGGUUAGAGCAGGCAGACUGACCCUUGUGCUAUAGUCAGUGGUCAUGGUUAGAGCAGGCAGACUGACCCUUGUGCUAUAGUCAGUGGUCAUGGUUAAAGCAGGCAGACUGACCCUUGUGCUAUAGUCAGUGGUCAUGGUUAAAGCAGGCAGACUGACCCUUGUGCUAUAGUCAGUGGUCAUGGUUAGAGCAGGCAGACUGACCCUUGCGUCUGUUUAUUUCCCCAUCAGCCUACGGAUUAGGAUGUUGAGCUCACUGCCUGCCUGUGUUUCUCAGAGAUAUUAUUAUUAUUAUUAUUAUUGUCAAUUUGUGUUUCUCAGAGAUGUUUUUAUUUUUAUUUCACCUUUAUUUAACCAGGUAAGCCAGUUGAGAACAAGUUCUCAUUUACAACUGCGACCUGGCCAAGAUAAAGCAAAGAAGUGCGAUAAAAACAACAGAGUUACAUAUGGGGUAAAACAAAACAUAAAGUCAAAAAUACAACAGAAAAUAUAUAUAUACAGUGUGUUCAAAUGUAGCAAGUUAUGGAGGUAAGGCAAUAAAUAGGCCAUAGUGCAAAAUAAUUACAAUUAGUAUUAACACUGGAAUGAUAGAUGUGCAAGAGAUGAUGUGCAAGUAGAGAUACUGGGGUGCAAAUGAGCAAAAUAUAGGGAUGAGGUAGUUGGGUGGGCUAAUUUCAGAUGGGCUGUGUACAGGUGCAGUGAUCGGUAAGGUGCUCUGAGAGAUGAUGAUAAUGUUUGUCGAUCUGUGUGUUCAUUUCAGGCUGAGCGACUGAAGGAGCAGGCUAGUUGCUGGGAGAAGGAGGAGAGAGAGGUGGCCUACCUGAUGACUCACCCUCGUCCUCCCACUAAGGUCUACAGUAAGAACCCCUACAGAACCCACCAGCGUCGCCACACCGCCGGAGAACAAGGCUUGCACGUCUCUGAGGAGUGUAGUGAGGAUGAUGAAGAUGAUUCUGAUUGGUCGCUGCCUAUCCUAACGAAUGCCCACGCCGUACUUGGAGUCAAGAGAAAGGUGAGAGCUAGAAAUGAGUUAUUUGUCACAUUGCCUCAUUGCAGGGUCAGGUGAAUGCUGUUGUCCUGUGGGAUUGGCUGGUUGGAGUCUUUACAUAGUGAUGGAAAAAGAAAUAAAUACAUUGAAUGUUAUGCAAUAGUUUCAUAAUUAGAUUGUUUUCAAUCAUUAUAUAUUGUGACUUAGUUUGUAGACAACACAUCUUAACAUACUAAGACAGAGGGAUGUGGGUAAAUGCUGUUGACUGCAAUGAAAGGUUCACUGGGUUCUUCAUAUCAGGUUGACCCUCCUUUCGGACCUCACAGUACAGCAGAUAUACAGUUGUGAUUUCUCUGGCGCUGUGGAGACCGUUGUGUGGCAGGCAGACUAAACCGUGUUCUGUAGUCAGUGGUCAUGGCUCAUUUUUAAACCCCUCCAUGGUUGUUUUCACAUCUGCGUUGUCUAUAGACCACUGCCCCCUUGUGGCGAAGAUAAUAUUCCACCAGAUUGUGGUCUAGAACAGUGUUUCCCAACUCUGGUCCUCCAGUACCCACAACAGUACACAUUAUCGUUGUAUCCCUGGACAAAACACAACCUCAUUUAACUCAUUGAGGGUUUGAUGAUUAGUUGAUAAGUUGAAUCAGGUGUGCUUGUACAGUGUUACAAUAAAAUGUGUGCUGUUGAGAAACACUGUUCUAGAAGUUAGGGUGCCUCUCUCUAUUUCACACAGCAGUAAUAUGGACAGCCAGAUGAUAAGACUGCCUGCUAAUGACUGCUGCAGUUAACUAGUGAAUUUGUAACAGGAUUGAUUUCAUAGUCUUCCCUGGGUUUAAUCGCUACAACGAAAAGAACAUGUCAUGCUUGUUAUACUCAGUUAGUGGAAAACAAGAUGAUAUGUAGAAUGAGGCCUGUGAUCCGAGUUAACUCUGCCAGUCUCAUUUGUGGUUCUCUGAACCAGGCAGCCUUCAUCUGUGGGAAAGAGUUGCUCAAGCGUCGAGGCUCACAUCGUGUGGUUGGAGCAUUUUGCAUUCAGAACAAGAGUUUACGACGAGGCCAGGUCCUCCCUGCAGACAUUUAACCAGAGUCUUGAGUAUCACCCUCUCUGUAGCUAGUAAACUGCAGAAAGAGUUUAGGAUUAUGUUUAACAUGUUAUCUGUUUGUCUGUCUUGGAGAGCAGUUGUGCCCAGAAAGUACUUUUUUAGUCCAUUACUAGGAUUAUUCUUUGUUCAGGAAACCGGCCCUAAAGUUGUAUAGAAAAGGUUGUGUUUAACAUUUGAUCUGUGUGUUCCAGAGAGGGAGAGCUGAGAGAGCUCUGGUCCUCAAGAAGAGAGGUCAGGAGAGGAGAUGGAUAAGUAGCAGUGUGACAACCGAGACCAUCUCGGAGACGACUGAGGUUCUGAACGAACCAUUUGACAACUCUGAGGACGAGAGGUCCAUGCCCCUGCUGGAGAGGACCUGCAGGGUGGGAGAGACGGAGGAGGAGCUGAGGAAACCAGUAAAGAGAUGCAGAGGUCGUCCACGGCUGGAGAAAAACACGUACAGAGACAACCGUGAACACUGGAACGAAGGUAACUCAAUCCUUCAGAUGUUUUUAAAGCUAUAUCACUAAGUAUACUGACAGUAUACAUUUUAAAAUGUGAACAUCAUUCGACACCAAUUUUCUCAAAUCACUAAUGACCUUUUCUCUUUCUACAUUGUAGGGGCCGGUGUGCUAGUGAAGAAACCGGGCAGACCUCGAGCAGUAAAGCGCAAGAAGGGCUGGCCCAAAGGAGUGAAACGGGGGCCUCCAAAAUGGCGGCUGAAGAAGGAGAGGAAGAUGGGCUUCAAGCUGAACCUGUACACACCCCCGGAGACGCCGCUGGAGGCCGAGGAGCAGCACAUCCAGGCCGAGGAGCCCAAGGAGGAGCUGGACCAGGCCUCUCCCAUUAUGGAGGCAGGGUCAGAGCCCAGCAGAGGCCUGGCCAGUCGGGAGAUAGACAAGGAGCUAGCCUCGAAGCUCUCAGAGCCCCACAGUCCAAUAGAGGAAGAGCGCUCCCCUGGGGUGUCUCCAGUGGCUUCUCCCAUGGCCUGCUCUCUGGUAGCCUCCCCUGUGACCUCUAGAGCCGUCUCACCCGUGACCUCUAGAGCCGUCUCCCCCGUGACCUCUAGAGCCGUCUCCCCCGUGACCUCUAGAGCCGUCUCCCCCGUGACCUCUAGAGCCGUCUCCCCCGUGACCUCUAGAGCCGUCUCCCCCGUGUCCUCUAGAGCCGUCUCCCCCGUGACCUCUAGAGCCGUCUCCCCCGUGACCUCUAGAGCCGUCUCCCCCGCGACCUCGAGAGCCGUCUCCCCCGCGACCUCGAGAGCCGUCUCCCCCGCGACCUCGAGAGCCGUCUCCCCCGCGACCUCGAGAGCCGUCUCCCCCGCGACCUCGAGAGCCGUCUCCCCCGCGACCUCUAGAGCCGUCUCCCCGGCGACCUCUAGAGCCGUCUCCCCUGCGACCUCUAGAGCCAGCUCCCCCGUUGGAUCCCCCAGUCGUGACAGCAGCCAGGAGACGCCAGAGCCACCAGAGGAUGACCCACAGGACAGGGAGCACGGGGCCUCUUCAUCCCCGUCUCUGUCUCCAUCCAAAGAGCUGGACAACAGCACUGAACGAUCAGCCGAGGAGGAGGAGGAGGAGGCCACACACCUGGAUGCAGACGGUGAAGACGAGAGUCACGUUGAGUCGACAGCAGAGGCUGAGAAACACCGAGACAUGCAGCAGCUGGAGCCAGGGCCUUGUAAAGAGCCUUGUAAAACUGAGGCCUACACCACCCCGGCUUUUUUACAUCCAAACCGUGAGGAUUCUGAACAACGUCAGGAGGAGGAGUCUGUAGUUGUGGCCUAUAGACAUGAGAAGGAGCAGCCUGCCAACACUGCAGAAGAGAGAAGUGACCGUAUCCAGGAACAGGCACCAACAACCUCAGCAGUAGCAGUAGACUCUGACCACCCCAUUGACUCUGAGUCAGAGAGCAGCAGUCAGGAGGCUCCUCACCAGCCACCGCAGACAGAGAGGGCUAGAGAGAGGCUUGGAGUGCUGAGUCCUGCUGUCGUGCUAAGAGACGGAGAGGAGAUUGAUCCUCCGGUUUACCCUGAGUCUGAUGUGGACCAGGAGACGGCACAGGCCGUACAGAGCCUCACCCAGGAGACGGAGCACGACCCAGAGACACUGAGGGAUAGCGCCAGCUCGGUGUUCCACCAGGACUAUAUGGAGAGAGAGACCCAGGAGGCGUGCCGGAGCCUGCAGACUUACACCCACCACGUGGCCCCACAGAGUCCCCCUCACACCCUAACUUCGCUGGACGAAGGCUGCCCCCAGUCGGACCACAGCAGCCCCCUGUCCUCGGCCCACUCCCACCCCAGCCAGUCGGUGCGCUCAGUCAGCAGCCCGGCUGUGUCCAUCCUGGAGAGUAGCGGAGGUAGCAGCAGUGGAGGAGGCUACACCCAGAUCAGUCCUGACCACGCCUCCAUCUCUGUCCCCUCCUCCCUCCACAACAUGGCAACCAGCCCCAUGAUGGACGUGCCAUCAGUGUCGGACCACUCGUCCCAGCAGGUUGUGGACAGUGGCUUCAGUGACCUGGGCUCCAUCGAGAGCACCACAGAGAACUACGAGAACCCCAGCUCCUACGACUCCACGCUGGGGGGCAGCAUCUGCGGCGGGGCCGGGGGUCCCUCUCAGAACAGCUGCUCCUACGGCGCCCUCCCCCCCAGCGGCCUGGCACAGAGCAGCUGUGCCGUCAGCCAGCAAAUGGCGGGCGUCAACCCUGGCAGCUGUGGCAUGAUUCAACAGAAUAGCCUGAGCUCCCCGCAGCACUGCAACGUCAAGUCACCACAGGGCUGUGUGGUGGUGGAGAGACCACCGAGUAACAGUCAACACAGUCACAGUCAACACAGUCAACACAGUCACAGCCAUACAAUCACACACAAUCCCCACGGCCAUACUAGGCACACUAUCACUCCACACGGUCAACACAGCCAGCUAACGCAACACAGCCCGUACACACACCCGCACCCUGCACACAGCCAGCUGACGCAACACAGCCCGUACACACACCCGCACCCUGCACACAGCCAGCUAACGCAACACAGCCCGUACACACACCCGCACCCUGCACACAGCCAGCUACAUAGUGUACGUCAUAAUCAGCUCAGCCAGCACAGUCAACACACCCUUCACAGUCAACACGGCACCAGCCAGCACAGCCGCUGUCAGCAGCAGACCAUGCCACAGUGUGUCAUGCCCACCAACUUCACAGUACCCAUGCAGCUAGCCGACAGCCCAGAUUCAGGCAACGCCAACCUGAGCAGCUUCUACGAGAGGAUGAACCAGGAGGGCUAUAGCAGCGGUCAUUACUCCCAGCCCUCGGCCACCUUCAGCCUGGCCAAACUGCAGCAGCUGACCAACACCCUUAUGGACCACCCUCACUCUCUGCCUUUCAACCACUCCCACUCAGCCUCUCACCCCCACUCAGCCUCUCACCCCCACUCAGCCCUCACCCCCACUCAGCCUCUCACCCCCACUCAGCCUCUCACCCCCACUCAGCCUCUCACCCCCACUCAGCCUCUCACCCCCACUCAGCCUCUCACCCCCACUCAGCCUCUCACCCCCACUCAGCCUCUCACCCCCACUCAGCCUCUCACCCCCACUCAGCCUCCCACCCCCACUCAGCCUCCCACUCCCACCCCAUCACAUCCUAUACAAACAGUGCCUCCCUGUCAUCUCACUCUCAGCACUCUGGCCUGGUGUCCCAGUCCCCCCACCCCGGAGGCCACCCCCACCCCCACGGGGUCUCUCCUCACCCUGGGGGCUCCCAGGUCCAGGUGCAGGCCACCAUGA